AUGUCGAGCGCAUCACCACCCACUCACCAUAGCAUUUAUUUAUCCGGGAACUUCAAAAUUGAAAAAAAGAUUUCCCCAAUCACGCCUGCCAGCGGUGACCCUGAGUAUACUACGUUCGUGGUCUCGAUCGGUUGCCGAGGAACUGACCGUGACGCCAGAUUGUUGUACGAGAUUCGCGCUACUGGGCUUUCCACCGAUGAACACAAACUGUUUCAAGAUCACACCUACUUCCUUCGGGGCUCUUUUUUCCCCACAAACCUACCUGGAACAGAAAAUGACCAAUUGGUUUUUGAGGGCACUGAUGCCACGAUGGUGGCCUCUAUUGAUAACUUUGAAGCCGAUUCAGUUGAUACGAUUGGAAUCUCUGGAUUAGGUAUUGUUGUCGAUAUUGGCUACAUUGUUGAAAGAUGUUGUCAGUAUUUGAAGAAGACGGGGCAAGAUGCCGAUUUACAGACCGCAGUGGUAACAUUACAACAUUGCAAAGUUAACCCAAUUGAUAAAUCGACACAUAUGUGUAAGGUCGAGUAUCUCAUCCGCCCCACGCCAAACCUUGCUCGCAUCGCUACAUUUCUCAAAAAUGGGCGUGAAUGCAUGAUACAUGGGUUUAUCAAGGACUAUAAUGUCCAAACGAAUUCAUACGUAGUUGUAGCGAACAAGUUGUACAUGACAAGUGGGUUUCAAGAUGUAUCACCUCAAGCUAAGGGCAAGUUGGUUACUAACGGAGGGGCCUCAAAGAAGCCCUCAAAGUUUGUAUCAAGGCCUGUAUCAUCACCUUUUGUAUCACCCAUCCCUGGGUCAAUCGGAUCAGGAAACAUAGCUUCCGGAUCUAGCCACCUCCCCAGGUCUGUGGCAAACUCAGGCACGCCAUCUUCGCCUGCUUUGUCUCUGCCAUCAACGUCCACCAGUUUCCCCGACUCAGUGCGAGUAUCCGACGAACCUCCUAAGAAGAGAUCCCGUGCUCCGCCCAGAAGCAAAGCAUAUGAUUCCUGUUCACUCAGCAAACGACAUGCAUGCGACUUAGCUAUAACAUGUUCCUCACUUUCUAUGUCUUAUGGGUUUCGUGAUGUGCACCACGCUAAUUUGCUUUAA
Molecule: messenger RNA, 1089 nt
Organism: Melampsora larici-populina 98AG31
Lineage: Eukaryota; Fungi; Basidiomycota; Pucciniomycetes; Pucciniales; Melampsoraceae
Exons: 6
Coding region: 1-1089 (362 amino acids)
Source: RefSeq, a predicted model, not a curated record